AUGAUUGAACCAAAUGACCGCCAAUUGGAGGACCGGUACCUCGGCCACCCUAAUGUCAGGAAUUUUGAAGCUGGCGACGUGGGUGUACAUGGGCUGGAGGCGAACCUCGAUAACAAGAAGCAUGUGUUCCCCUGGAACAGGUUGAGAGGCUUUGUGAUAGGGUUGAAAGUCGGUGGAGUGGCGCCCGAGUGGUUCAUUGACCACAUCAAACUCGAAGGUAUCACUGCUCAAGGUGAGAAAAUAUCCCUGUACAACGAAUACUACCGGAAAUGGCAUGGAGGAGGAACAACGACCGAGUUGCUGGUCAAACGUCCGCCAGUUGAGAAGACUCCACCGACGGCCAAGAAAAGCAGAGAUACCGCAGAUUUACUAGCGAGAGAUCUGCUGAUCGAGCAUCUGGAGCGACAUCGCCAUCAUUAUAAUCGGUGCCUGUGGUUAGCCGAAGACCCGAACGCUACAAUAGCGUGGCUGGAGGACAAGACAGUGCACGGGCAGUCGGUUCUUGACAGGAUUCAGGACAGGGCCAUGGAGGUUUCAGGUCGUUGGGCAGCCUUCCCACUGCUCGAGUCUGAUGAGUUCGCGAGGGCGAUACGCUCCUACCAGCAGCAGGGUUAUUCUUCUGCUUACCUGGAGCAGUUGGUUUCAUUACCCACGCGGGGCCUAUUCGCGGAAGCCAAGCUGGGCCACUGCAAUGUGACUGAGGUCAUCGACGAUACUCGGUUUUGGAAAUGGCAUGAAGCUCCCAUACCUCACCAAGCACCAGACAUCACUGGAGCCGACGCCGGCGCUAGAUAUCAAGCACCAGUUGGUACAGAUCCGACGCCAUUGCCUCAAAACGUGGUAAACGUCGUUUCUCCCCAGCACCUACCAGACCCCACAGCCCUCGUGGAAGCCCUCAAAGUUACCGGCACUCCGAGAUUUUUCGAGUUUCGUCGGGCAUUCAACAAGCGGCUUCACUCCUAA
Exophiala xenobiotica is the source of this 963-nucleotide messenger RNA. RefSeq lists its product as uncharacterized. The transcript has 2 exons. The coding region runs from base 1 to 963 and encodes 320 amino acids. The record is from RefSeq and is a predicted model, not a curated record. Lineage: Eukaryota; Fungi; Ascomycota; Eurotiomycetes; Chaetothyriales; Herpotrichiellaceae.